Messenger RNA from Effrenium voratum, 894 nucleotides. The record is from the annotation of a GenBank genome assembly. NCBI's taxonomy places the organism in Eukaryota, Dinophyceae, Suessiales, Symbiodiniaceae.
AAGUAUUCUGGCUCAACCUGGCGCGGAGCCGCGCUGAAAUUUGAGGAUUUUGCUAGUGCGGUCCAUGCUCUUUUUGGCGCUGCUGUUGGGCAUCGCCCGUGUGGGCGCGGACUGCCCCAAGGACUGCCCCAAGACCUGCCCAUCGCAGCUGGAGGUGCAGUCGGAUUUUGUGAAGUCCAGCUUCGACCUCACGAAGUUUUGGGGCGUCUUCUAUGAGCUGGCCUACCACGACUCCACCCAGCCACGGCAGUGGCCGCUCAAGGCCGCGUGCCAGCGCUCGGUGAAGUCCCCGCAUCCGCAGGACCCAAAGAACUACAAGGACUUGUUCUCCCUGAACAUUGGGCCUGGCAAGGGCGUGAAUGCAGUCUGCGACUUGGAGUUCAACAUCACUGAGAGGCCCGGGGUUUUCCUCGGCCAUUGGUCAGGCCACUCAUUUUUCAAUCCCAACCUGACCAACAUCGCCAACACCGUGGUGGACGUUGGCGUGGCAGCCAACGGAACCUACAACUGGACUUUGGAGUUUCAGUGCAAGAACUACGAGGAUGCUUCCAAGGGCGUUCGCUUUGCAGCGGUGAAUUUCUACCACCGCAAGCCCGUGGUGGACCAGGAGGAGUUUGACCUCAUGAUGAGCCGCCUCCGCGCACGGGGCCUGGGCUGGGUGGUGGACGCCUCCCCAGGCCUCACCUUGGUGGACCAGCAGAAGUGCAUCGACCACGACUCCUAUCCUUCCUUGGAUUCCAAGACCUCCUUCUGCGGGCAGGCGCCCGCGCUGGACAUUUUGGUUUGAGCUCGUGGUAGAAUGUUUUGGGGUGGGAUCCAUGUCAAUCUUGGUUUUGGAGAUCAAGAUUGCCAGCCUUGUACAUAGCGGUCGCUGAGGAGACGAGGUACAGAGCC